This is a messenger RNA of Salvia hispanica, 2199 nucleotides long. Its product is annotated as zeaxanthin epoxidase, chloroplastic-like. Gene Ontology annotation, biological process: abscisic acid biosynthetic process. The record is from RefSeq and is a predicted model, not a curated record. Gene Ontology annotation, molecular function: protein binding; FAD binding; zeaxanthin epoxidase activity. Gene Ontology annotation, cellular component: membrane; chloroplast. Lineage: Eukaryota; Viridiplantae; Streptophyta; Magnoliopsida; Lamiales; Lamiaceae.
UUAGCCCAAACAAACUCAACACAGAAUUUCUCACACCCCCAAUUACAUCACAACUGCUCUAUCUGUCGUAGCAGGUGAAAAAAAAAAAGCCAUGACUUCAAUCCUCUUCUACUGCCCAAUCAAUCCCUCUCUAACCACAUUCUCAAUCGCCCAUUUCUCGCCUCCGCCUCUCACGCCCCACUCGCUGCGCCGCUUCCGGAAUCACCGAAAGGUCAGAGCUGCUGCCGAGGCCGUAGAGAGGGAGAAGAAGGCGCGGAUUCUGGUGGCCGGCGGCGGGAUCGGGGGGCUGGUUUUCGCGCUGGCGGCAAAGAGGAAAGGGUUCGAGGUGGUUGUGUUUGAGAGGGAUUUGAGCGCCAUCAGGGGCGAGGGCCAAUACAGGGGCCCUAUUCAGCUCCAGAGCAACGCCCUCGCCGCCUUGGAGGCCAUCGACACCGACGUCGCCGACCAAAUCUUCGCCGCCGGCUGCAUCACCGGCGAUCGAAUCAACGGCAUGGUUGAUGGCAUCUCCGGUGAUUGGUACGUCAAGUUUGAUACAUUCACCCCUGCAGUUGAGCAGGGGCUUCCUGUUACUCGGGUCAUAAGUCGCAUGACGUUACAGGAAAUUCUUGCUCGUGCGGUCGGUUCAGAUGUUAUCAAGAAUGAAAGCAAUGUGGUAGACUUCAAGGAUGAUGGUCAAAAGGUUAUGGUGAGACUUAAAAGUGGGGAGUGCUAUGAAGGAGAUGUUCUCGUUGGCGCUGAUGGGAUACGGUCAAAGGUGAGGGAUGUGUUAUUUGGACCGAGUGAGGCUGUAUACUCAGGCUAUACCUGCUACACUGGCAUAGCAGAUUUCGUUCCUGCCGAUAUAACUACUGUUGGGUACCGAGUGUUUUUAGGACACAAACAGUACUUCGUGUCUUCCGACGUGGGUCAAGGAAAAAUGCAGUGGUACGCAUUUCACAAGGAGUCACCUGGAGGUGUGGAUAAUCCCAAAGGUAAAAAAGAGAGGUUACUCAAACUGUUUGAUGGUUGGUGCGAUGAUGUUAUAGAACUAUUGCUAGCAACAGAGGAAGAUGAUAUACUACGACGUGACAUAUAUGACCGGAAUCCAAUAUUUACAUGGGGAAAGGGACGAGUGACGUUGCUGGGUGAUUCAGUGCACGCUAUGCAGCCAAACUUGGGCCAAGGCGGUUGUAUGGCGAUUGAGGAUGGAUAUCAGCUAGCACUGGAGCUUGAUAAGGCAUGGAGUCAAACUACUUCAGGAAAUGCAGUUGACGUGCCAUCUUCAUUGAAGAGAUAUGAAAAUGCUCGAAAAAUACGAGUUGCAAUCAUCCAUGGACUCGCAAGAAUGGCUGCAAUAAUGGCGACAACCUACAGGGCAUAUCUUGGUGUCGGACUUGGUCCAUUAUCGUUCUUGACAAAGUAUAAAAUACCGCAUCCUGGAGCACUUGGAGGCCGGCUGAUGAUUGACUAUAUGAUGCCUUUAAUGCUCGGUUGGGUUCUAGGCGGUAACGGUUCAAAGCUCGAAGGAAGACCACUGCAGUGUAGAAUUUCUGACAGAGCCAGUGAUGAGUUACAAAGAUGGUUUACAGACGAUGAUGCGCUAGAGCGGGCUAUGGAUGCCGAUUGGUUUUUAUGCCCUUCUGGAGAUUCAAAUGUUGCACGCGAGACAAUUUUCUUAAGGCGAGACGAGAACAAGCCAUGUGUAAUUGGGAGUUUGGCGGUUUCAGAGUCGAAUGGAGAGUCGAUAAGUAUAGCUUCACGGCAGGUAUCGAAGAUGCAUGCUCGAAUAAACUAUAUAGAUGGCGCAUUUUUCGUGACUGAUACAAGGAGCGAGUAUGGCACUUGGAUCACAGAUAACAAAGGCAAGCGUAGGCGCUUGUUGCCCAACACUCCGGCUCGUAUCCACCCACGGGAUGUGAUCGAGUUUGGAGCAGAUAAGAAGGCAUCCUUUCGCGUAAAGGCGAUGAAAAAUGGAGCUGUGAAAAUGAACGAGAACGCGAACGAGUUGUGCACGCCAUCGGCAUGACUUUCGUUGGAGAAGAGGUUGAUGCCUAUCAAUUUUUGGUGAUGAUCUAUAAAAAUGAGGUUUUUGAUUUCUAAUAGAGAAUCAAUGUAAUAUUGGUGAGUGUGAAUGAGGAGAAAAAUUAGCAGUUAUGUGUUGAAAUUCAUUUGAUAUCAGCUGAAAAAUGAAAUGGAGUAAUGGAAUAUACAUAUACUAUA